Anoplopoma fimbria (sablefish) is the source of this 1659-nucleotide messenger RNA. RefSeq names its product nurim (gene nrm). The transcript has 4 exons. NCBI's taxonomy places the organism in Eukaryota, Metazoa, Chordata, Actinopteri, Perciformes, Anoplopomatidae. The coding region runs from base 12 to 836 and encodes 274 amino acids. Gene Ontology annotation, cellular component: nuclear membrane. The record is from RefSeq and is a predicted model, not a curated record.
CGCUGAUUGAAAUGGCGUCAGUCAGGCUACGCGGUUGGGCUCUCUGCACCGUGUCUUUAAUAAACUCUGCGUUUGUUUUCAUAACUGGUGCAGACUUUAUUCGGUUUAUAUCAUUUCGAGCCAUUUACCACAACAUCACCGGGGACACGACGCUCUGUCAAGACUCUAUACCGUGGUCGGUGGCCCUGCAGGACAGCUCUGUCCUCUGGUGUCUUUUCGUGGAUCUGGGACUGCUGGCUCUCUUCAUCAUACAGCACAGUCUGCUGGCCUGGUCACCCGUCAAACAGACCCUCCAAUCAGUGCUGGGGGCCCUGAACAGGACGGCUUACUGCUUCACCACGGCACUGGCACUUCAGAUCAUCAUACAUUACUGGCAGCCUGUGACCGGCGCCCCCUGUCUGUGGUCGGUGCGUCAUGCACCCUGGAGUAUCUGGUUCCCUCUGCUCUGCUUCAGUUUGCACUUCCUCUGCUGGGCAAUCAUCUGCAGCAUCUUCAUGAUCUUUGAUUACCCUGAACUGUUGGGCAUCAAGCAGGUGUACUAUGAUUGUCUCGGUUUAGGGGACCCCAUGUCUCACAAGUCACCUCGCGCCCAGCGCCUCCUGUCUCACCUCCGCCACCCGGUGUGCAUUGAGCUGGGCGUCGUGCUGUGGCUCCUGCCGGCCUUGUCCCUGGACAGGCUCCUGCUGGCGGGGACUCUGUCGACCUACCUGGCUCUGGCACACUCUCUGGACAAACAGGAUUUAGCCUACCUCUGCGUCCAUGUUAACCACAAGCUGCAGCUCUUUGCCGAGCCGCACAAGGGCAGUGCCGACACCAGCGACCAGAAGGAGAAGUGAGGUGGAGGUCUUCUUACUGCUGUUGUGUAAAGCUUCAAGCUAACUGCUGUCUUAAUAUUAACCAGAAAUGUUACAAAACUGACUUCUCAAUGAGUGAGGUCAUCUGCUGUGCUAAAUAAGAUGCCCUGGCCAUUUCUGGUAAAGGCAAAUUAAAAAAACUCAACUUGACACUGUAUUUUUUAAAGAUAUCUUUCACUGUGGUUUCAGAAAGGGAGAGUUGUAUUACAAAUGGAGAAUUUAGUCCAGCGUUUGAAAGCACAAUUUUUAUUUUAUAUUUUUGAGGAUAGCUUUUUAUUCUUUAUAUAAAGAUUCUUUAAUUUAAUCUAGAAGGUUUUAUUGUUAAAAAAAAAUGAAACAAAACCUAUCAAAUAUUCUUUAUUUUGUUUAUCAUAAAGUAUAUUUUUUUAGGCCGUUACAUAACAUGUGCCAACUGGAGGUACGCUGUAUUUCUAUGCACACUGAUUUUUUGAUUAAUUGUCCUUGAAAAAGAAUGUCACACUGAGAUUUCAAACUGUCGAAAAGCACAAAAAUGCAGCUUUGAUUUUUUUAACAAUAUGUAGCUAUCAUGAAAAACAAUGGCAUUUCUGAGAUUAUGAAUGUAUUUCCUCAGUUGCUUUAUUUUGUGUUGGAGACAGUAAUGUCACCAACAAAGUGAAUAAAGUUGCCUUUUCUAAAGAUGUCAUUAAUUCUCGAACUUUAAAAGUACUGUAUUCUUUGAUUCAACAUGUAUUGUAUUCUUGUAUUGGAUGUCUGCAUUGUGGCCUCACUGUAAUGACAAUAAUAACUUUUGGUGUUUUCAUGUUGAAUAAAUGUAAUAAGCUGC